AUGGGUUUCUCACUAUCCAUAUCGCGAUGUACUUCCAUCCUCAUGCUUUUUUUAAGUCUUGUGCAGGCUCACACUGUCAUCACAUAUCCCGGCUACCGAGGAAACAACCUUCAUACCAACGGCACAGUCGCGCAAGCCAACGGUCUGGGUGUCGCAUAUGAUGUGAAAAACGGCUCAUACAUUUUCCCAUAUGGAAUGGAGUGGAUCUAUCCUUGUGGUGGAAUGCCCAGAUCGACCAACCGAACCAAAUGGCCCGUCAGCGGUGGUGCUCUUGCCUUCCAACCGGGCUGGUUCCCAGGUCAUGCCACUGCCUUGAUCUAUGUUAACCUCGGAUUCGGCGAGAUCCCAGAGAACAUGAGCCACCCGGUCGUUCAACCAUUCCAGAUCGUCGGUCCGACCAACAACCCUUACCCGGGCACUGUGUGUCUGCCACAAGUGCCCCUGCCGGCCAACAUUAGUGUUAGCCCCGGUGAUUAUGCGACUAUUCAAGUAGUCGAGACGGCCAAACAUGGUGCUGCUCUUUACAACUGCGUGGACAUUGAAUUCGCAGAAGACGGCGAUGCAUCAAUCGAGACCGUGACUCGCGACAAUUGCUUCAACUCGUCUGACAUCUCCUUCGAAUACAUGUACACGACAAGCGCUAUUGGUUCUGGUGCAGUCAUGCUGCAUUCGACGCCGUCAGUUGCUGUCCUCGUCCCGCUCUUGCUGGCGGCCACACUGGGCCUGUAUAUGUAG
Messenger RNA from Penicillium salamii, 735 nucleotides. The record is from the annotation of a GenBank genome assembly. Lineage: Eukaryota; Fungi; Ascomycota; Eurotiomycetes; Eurotiales; Aspergillaceae.